CCCAGUCCUCCCUGCCUCCCCCCGCCACUGGGUCCAGCCGCUGCCGCCUUCUCUCGGCCCCGCCCGGCAGCCCCACCGCCUCUCUCCCUCCUUCCCCGGCGGCGGCGGCGGGAUGAGCGAGUCCGAGGCCCCGAGCCCGGCGCCGGUGCCGCAGGAACAGGCGGUGCUGGAGACCUUCUUCUCGCAGCUCGGCGUCUUCUCGCACGACCGGGCCAAGGACUACGUGGAGCGGGAGAAGGAGAGCAGCAAGAGCGCGGGCCCGACCUGGGCCGCUCUGCUGGCCGCCCUCGGGCACCUGGCGGCCGCCGAGAAGGCCUAUCAGGGCAUGGGCUUCCUGGGGCAGAAACUGGGUGGGCAGUCAUUCUUCAGUCGGAAGGAUUCCAUUCGGACCAUUUACACGUCCCUCCAGAAUGAACUGCGCAAGCUGGUUGCUGCUGGGAAGAGCUCGGCGGCUGGCAACUCCUCCCACCUGGAAGAGCUUCUCUGCCAUCUCUCUGAGCAGCUCUGUGAUUUCAUCCAGGCCCGAAUGGAGAUUGCAGAGUUCUACGAGAAGAUGUACUCCCUCAGCACGCAGAAGUCUAUCCAUUCCGUGGAGCUGGUGCACACACUGGAAUUGAUCCUGCAGAAGUACAGCUCCAGGUUCCAUCACCCGAUCCUGAGCCCUUUGGAAAGCAGCUUCCAGCUGGAGGUGGAUGUGCUGACUCAGCUGCUGAAGGCUCAGGCUGAGAUCAGCGAAUGGAAGUUCCUCCCCUCUCUGCUCAACCUGCACGGUGCCCACUCCAAGCUGCAGACCUGGGGCCAGAUGUUCGAGAAGCAGAGAGAGACCAGAAAGCACCUGUUCGGGGGGCAGACCCAAAAGGCCCUCCAGCCACCGCACCUCUUCCAGUGGCUGGCCAGGCUGAAGAACGCCCUCCUGGCCAAGUUCAGCUUCUAUUUCCACGAGGCGCUGAGCCGCCAGACCACCCCGUCGGAGAUGAAGGCUCUGACCGCCAAGACCAACCCCGACUACUGCGGCAAGAUCUCCAGCUUCAUCCGCAAGUACGACGCCCAGAACGUCUCCCUGAUCUUCGACAAUCGGGGCUCGGAGACCUUCCAGGGGCACGGCUACCACCACCCGCACUCAUACAGGGAAGCCCCCAAGGGCGUGGAUCAGUACCCGGCAGUGGUCUCCCUGCCCAGUGAUCGGCCUUUGAUUCAUUGGCCCAAUGUGAUCAUGAUCAUGACAGACCGUGCGACGGAGCUGAACACUUUGGACAAAGUGGUCCACUUCUAUGACGACAAAGUCCAGAGCACCUACUUCCUCACGCGCCCCGAACCGCAGUUCACCAUCGUGGUGAUCUUCGACUCCAGGAAGUCGGAGAAGGAUUCCCACUUUCUCUCCUUCCUCAACGAGCUCUCUGGCUCCCUGAAGAACAGCAAGCCAUUUGCCAGCCUGAAACCUGGUUCAAAGGGCUGAUGUCAAUACCACUGGCGCUAAGUCCACAUUGGAUGGUGAUUUGCUACUGAUGAGGAAAGAUGGAAGGCCCUGCACUCCUAGCAUUACACGUUCAGUUACCUCUCGAUGAAGAAAUUGGGACUGCAGUUUAUAUGUUUGAUCUGCACUCAGAUAGGAACUGCACAGACCUUUUACAAAGUGUGGUUGCUACCAUGUAAUGCUAAUGCUUACUGACAUACUGAUUCCACUUUCUCUAGUAACUUAUAAUUGUGAAAUAAAAAACACUUCAACUUGA
Molecule: messenger RNA, 1730 nt
Organism: Pristis pectinata (smalltooth sawfish)
Lineage: Eukaryota; Metazoa; Chordata; Chondrichthyes; Rhinopristiformes; Pristidae
Gene: kics2
Product: KICSTOR subunit 2
Exons: 3
Coding region: 113-1456 (447 amino acids)
Biological process (GO): protein localization to lysosome; cellular response to amino acid starvation; cellular response to glucose starvation
Cellular component (GO): KICSTOR complex
Source: RefSeq, a predicted model, not a curated record